AGCAAAGCCAUGUCGUCCGACGUGCGUAGUGCUGCCCGGUCUGGCCGCGUCGAAACGGCUAAAUGGGGCAUCGCAUAUGGCAAAGCUUCCAUGGUCCAGCUCUGCUCCCCUAUGAGGCCUUUGCGACGCCUUCGCCGGGCUCGGAAGCCCCGGUGAUGCCGCUCUGUGUCACGUUCCCGCCCGUGCUCUGUGUUGUGCGUGUGGCUGGCGCAACCAUCGGGACGACGCGCGCCUUGCAAUUUCGCCGAGCCGCGGGCUCUACAGGCAUGGCCGCCGUAGCGGAAACUGGGAACCCGGGGCCAGACUCUGUCGUCCCUCCUGUUCCCCCUGAGGAUAGGGUGUGA
This is a messenger RNA of Gaeumannomyces tritici R3-111a-1, 344 nucleotides long. RefSeq lists its product as hypothetical. Lineage: Eukaryota; Fungi; Ascomycota; Sordariomycetes; Magnaporthales; Magnaporthaceae. The transcript has 2 exons. The coding region runs from base 63 to 344 and encodes 93 amino acids. The record is from RefSeq and is a predicted model, not a curated record.